CAGCUUUUUGGCAACUUAUUUAUCAUUCUCUUUGAUCAUCAUUGUCUAGUGUUUGGUUUAGUGUUUACUAAGGUUAUCAACACGUAAUUAUGAUUCAAUAAAUACCUAAGUUAAACUAGUUAACGAUUAACGACUUCUCUCUAAUCUUAAGUAUACUAUUAAUUAAGAACUUACACUAAAAUGUCGUCUAUGCUUCCGAGAAAUAUACCUUUUAAUAUAAUAAAACGGUGUGUUCAUAAUCAGUAUCUUAUCACUAAAGAAGGCAAUGGCACCCGUGAAAUAACAUUAAAUCAUGAAAAAACAAAAAAUUCUUUGUCACUUGCUAUGAUGGAAAAUCUAAUAGAAGCUAUAAAUGCAAAUAAAAAUGACACUACCUUAAGAGCUAUAGUCUUAUCAGCAACCGGUAAUGUUUUCUCAGCUGGUCAUAACUUAAAGGAAUUGCAAAUGUCUUGUGGAUUGGAGCAACAUAAAUUAAUAUUCAAUAAGGCAACUGAAUUAAUGAAAUCCAUAAUCCAAAGCCCACUCCCUAUAAUAGCAAAGGUAGAUGGAUUUGCAACAGCAGCGGGUUGCCAAUUAGUUGCGACUUGUGAUAUAAUUGUUUGUUCCAAUAAAAGUAAAUUUUCAACACCAGGAGCCAACUUUGGGAUAUUUUGCUCAACACCAGGUAUAGCUGUAGGUAGAAGUGUUCCAAAAGCCAGAGCUAUGCACAUGCUGUUGACUGGUGAACCAAUCACUGCACAAGAAGCAUAUGAGAGUGGUCUAGUAACCAAGGUCGUAUCGGCGGAUAAACUAGAUGAAGAAGUCAAUAAAAUAAUUGAACAAAUUAAACGUAAGAGUCGCAGUGUUAUUACACUUGGAAAAGAAUUUUUCUACAAACAACUCAAUCUUAAUAUUUACGAUGCUUAUAAAUUAGGUGAAGAAGUAAUGGUACAAAACGUUAAUUCUAAUGAUGGUCAAGAAGGAAUAUUAAGUUUUGUAGAAAAACGAAAAGCAUGUUGGAGUCAUAAAUAAGUGUUGAUAUCAAAUAUAUACAUGGGGUAAUAAAA
Molecule: messenger RNA, 1046 nt
Organism: Melitaea cinxia (Glanville fritillary)
Lineage: Eukaryota; Metazoa; Arthropoda; Insecta; Lepidoptera; Nymphalidae
Product: enoyl-CoA hydratase domain-containing protein 3, mitochondrial
Exons: 7
Coding region: 181-1011 (276 amino acids)
Cellular component (GO): mitochondrion
Molecular function (GO): hydro-lyase activity
Source: RefSeq, a predicted model, not a curated record